Molecule: messenger RNA, 5534 nt
Organism: Sphaeramia orbicularis (orbiculate cardinalfish)
Lineage: Eukaryota; Metazoa; Chordata; Actinopteri; Kurtiformes; Apogonidae
Gene: ptpn11b
Product: protein tyrosine phosphatase non-receptor type 11b
Biological process (GO): protein dephosphorylation; positive regulation of ERK1 and ERK2 cascade
Cellular component (GO): cytoplasm
Molecular function (GO): non-membrane spanning protein tyrosine phosphatase activity; receptor tyrosine kinase binding; cell adhesion molecule binding
Source: RefSeq, a predicted model, not a curated record
CACUUUUACAAGCACCCACCACCCUCUUCCCCCUUUCGUCUCUCUGUCUCCCUUGUAUAACAGUGGCCAGUGCUGGAUUACUAACCUGAGGCUACUGAACCAGGGGUCUUUGGCAGGCUUCGACCAGAAUGGUGAGUUCUUCGAUGACUUCCACAAGCUUCGAUCAACACCCAGCAUGACACAGAGCAACGAAAACUUUCUGUGGUUCCACCCCAACAUCACUGGAAUUGAGGCUGAGCAGCUCCUGUUAACGCGGGGCGUCCACGGCAGUUUCCUGGCACGACCCAGCAAGAGCAACCGGGAUUUCACCCUCUCUGUCAGGCGCAAUGAUGAGGUGACCCACAUUAAGAUCCAGAACUCAGGCGACUACUACGACCUGUAUGGAGGUGAGAAGUUUGCCACGCUGGCCGAGCUGGUGCAGUAUUACACAGAGCAACAAGAUCUCCUGCGCGAGAGGAACGGCCAUGUUAUUGAGCUCAAGUACCCACUCAAUUGCAAGGACCCCACUUCGGAGAGGUGGUACCACGGACACCUUUCUGGGCGAGAUGCAGAGAAACUGCUCACAGAAAAAGGCAAGGCGGGUAGCUUCCUGGUUCGGGAGAGCCAGAGUAAACCGGGUGACUUUGUCCUCUCAGUUCUCACCAAUGAGGAAAAACAUGAAAACGUGGACCGCAAGACCAAGGUCACCCAUGUAAUGAUACGCUACCAGCAGGAUGGUAAAUAUGAUGUGGGUGGCGGUGAGAGGUUUGAUACCCUGGCUGAUUUGGUAGAUCACUACAAGAAGAACCCCAUGGUGGAGAAGAGUGGCAUCGUUGUGCAUCUCAAACAGCCGUUUAAUGCCACCAGGAUAAAUGCAGCCAAUAUAGAGAACCGGGUACGUGAGCUCAACAAAGUAGCAGACAACUCUGAGAAACCUAAACAAGGAUUCUGGGAAGAAUUUGAGGUACUUCAGCAGCAGGAGUGCAAACUGCUUUAUCCCCGGAAAGAAGGGCAGAAGCUAGAAAACAAGAGUAAAAACAGAUACAAGAAUAUCCUCCCCUUUGACACAACUCGUGUUGAAAUCAGGGAAAUGGAUCCAGAUAUUCCUGGUUCAGACUACAUCAAUGCCAACUACAUCAGAAGUAUGCAUGAAGAUGGGCGUCACGUGGAGGAGGGCAAAGUCUUCAUCGCCACACAAGGGUGCCUCCAGAAUACAGUGAUUGACUUCUGGAAGAUGGUUUAUCAGGAAAACACACAUGUCAUUGUCAUGACCACAAAAGAGAUGGAGCGAGGACGGAAUAAAUGUGUCCGUUACUGGCCAGACCUCCAUGCCACCAAAGAGUUCGGCAAGGUGCUGGUGAGGAACGUGGAUGAGAGGCCUGCACAAGACUAUGCCCUGAGGAAGCUGGAGGUGACCCGUCUGGACCGGAAAGAGCCUGCACGGUACAUCUGGCAUUAUCAGUACCUGAGCUGGCCAGACCACGGCGUGCCCAACGAGCCCGGCGGUGUCCUCUGGUUCCUAGAGGAAGUCAACCGCACCCAGAGCACCAUUCCAGACACCGGACCUAUUGUCGUCCACUGCAGUGCAGGCAUAGGCAGGACGGGCACUAUAAUCGUCAUCGACAUCCUCAUUGACAUUAUUAACCGCCAAGGCCUUGAUUGUGACAUCGACAUCCCGAAGACCAUCCAGAGGGUCCGACAGCAGAGGUCAGGCAUGGUGCAGACGGAGGCCCAGUAUAAGUUCAUCUACAUGGCAGUGCAGCAGUACAUAGACACAGCUCAGAAGAGACUGGAGGAGGAGCAGAGGAAUAAAAUGAAGGAGAGAGAGUACUCCAACAUCAAAUAUGGUCACAUGACCAACUCGAGGUCCAAACCCAACAUGGCAUCCUCACGUUCUUCUUCUGUAAUGACAAAUGACGACUCAUCGAGUGUGUACGAGAACAUAAACUUUAAAAGCUCUCAGACAUCCUUUAGCAGUAACACCAGGAGGUAAAAGUGACGGUAGACCUCCACCAUCCUCUGGCUGCUUCUCUUUUCAGCGGAGGUGUCGCUUUCGUCAGCGUGAAAAACCCCACCGCCUGUGGGAGGAGGGACCAUGGUGCUGGGACUACACCUCAUCCACAUCAGUGCUCCCUGUCUGUGCUGAAAGCGAUGAGCUCAGCUUCCUUUUCCUCCUCCCCCUCCAGUUGUCCUCCUGUUGCUGCCGUCCUGACUGACCUGUCUUUCUGGAGCUAAACUCAGCCUCUAUGGAGAGAAGAACUCCACCGCGAAGCCCACCACCACCUUCAUGUUCCUCAGGGUCCUCUGUCUCCCUCUGCCUCUCCUUGUCUUUACCAAAGUGCCUUGUCACAGGAAGUGUCUGUAUCCUCGCCUCCCUGAACCUGCUGUUACAUCUUUGCUGUUACUUAUCUUUCAAACUUAAGCUGACAUGAGACGUAACCGCCUUUUCCCUUGGCGUUACGGGUGUGAACUGUGGACUAUGCCUCAACAUGAACUGAACUGAACUGAACAGAGCCAUACGGGACCCAAAGAAGAGGUCAAGGCUAAGCUGUUUGUCUGCUCUUUGCCACAUAUCAGUAUUCCCUCUCUUUCUUUCUGUGUCUCUGCUUGUCUGAACUCGACCCUCAGACUGUUUUAGCUGCGUCUGCUUGUCCAGCUGUGGCGGUUAUUAAUGCAGCAGCUAAUACGUAGCAAGGGGAAUUACAGAACCUGAGACAGGACCCGGAAUCUCCUCAAUGACACGAAAGGCCCGUUUUUCAUUUUCACUAAAAACUCUCCUUACAUUUAAGUAUAAAAGUCAGCUCUGCUUUGAGUUUUUUAUGGUCAAUAGCACAUACAUGUCACCUAGUCCCACUUUGACUAAUUUUUAUUUCCUAUCUUCCUCCUCUUUUUUGUUUAUUUUAUUGAAGACAUGGUUUUAGACAUGUAUGCAGCAACAUGUGCUCGAUUAUUUUUUAAAUCACAUCAAAGUAUAAGCACAGAUCUUUAAGCUGGGUCCCUGACACCCGUCUGGCUCUUGAGUUCACGUGUGAUAGUAAAACAGUCGGACAAGAUUCCUGAAUGGUCGCUCAGAGCUGGGCUUUGGCCCGUCUGUUGGCUUUGUUUGACUGGCUGUCCUUGUUAAUCAGCAGGUCUGAUGCAGUUCAACAUCUGUCGGAGGAAAUCGUCACAAGGAGAUGUGGGAGAGGGGCCGAUUACAGCGGGAGCCAGAUGGCCAUCUGCCUGAGAUUGAAGAAUAGAUUUGUCUCCAAAAAGUAAUUUAGAAGAUGGCCAUAAUCCAGGCUUGAUGAUAGCGGGAGAGUAAAGCCCAUGUCACUGAUGUGAUAAGGAAGACGCUGGUGCCACUCUGUACCGAGCCCUCUGCACCCUCUGCCAGAUUGGUGUCUAUUCUUAGCAUUCAGCAUCAGCACCAAAAUAUCCCAUUCACAUACAAAAUCAGACAUGCUGGUAAAUAUCAACUGAGCACUUUUACAAUGUAGACGUUUCCUACUGAAGACUGAAAAACAUCCUUCUCACAGAAGGACAUCAGCAAAAUCCAUGUGUGAAUGAGCAGAAGUUCAGAGGUGUGUUUCUGCUCAGAUCAUUCCUUUUGCAGGGAUUCUGCACUUUAUCAAACAGUGUGGAAUUUGAUUAAAUAAGUUAAAUAAUUUCAAGAUAAGGAAGAGUGUAGAUGAAUAUGUAUUUCCUGACUAUUGCCCCUAUACUGUUCUUUAAUAUAUACACUUCAGAAUUUUUAGAAAUAAACUGAUGCAAAUAUUUUUCAUCAGAGUGCAGCCUGACAUUAACUAUGCAACACAAUGGCAUAAACAGUCAGAAUGUAACAUACUGGACAUGUUGACUCUUGUUUUAUAAAGUGGAGUAUUAGAAGCACAGUGAGGGGGAAAAAUCUGAUAUUAUAAUAUAUCACGUGAAUAAAAGAUGGGACAGUACCGGAAUAACAUUAUGGCUUAAAAGAGCCAUAAUGUUAAAACGUUAAAGUUGUGAAGAAAAACCCAGCAAAUCCCCAAAGAACAAAUCCAUAGAAACAGUUUUUUUCUCAGAUAUUAUGACACAAAUGUUCGAAGGUCAUGAAUGUCCAUUCUCAUGAAUGUCAUGUCCCAACAACACCCUGUUGGAUUUUUGUUCUGAUUUUAUAAUUUGACAUCAAAGUUCACGUGGACUUAAAGAUGAACUGGUUCGAUUUUGGUCAUUCUAAACUCACAGAACCCCCCCCCCCCAUUAUCACAUGUAAUGGAGAAAACAGUGGAAGCAGCAGCUUGAACUUGAUUCUUGUUUCAUAAAUUUUACAACUUUAUUUGCAAAAUUUUAUGACUUUAGAUAAAUAUUAUGUCUUAAUUCUCCACUUCCUUAUGUGUUCUUAAUCCUCAGAUGUUAAAUGUACUCUAAAAAAAUGUCCGGAGUCUGGAAAUGUGAAUCUGGAGUAAGUUUUUUAAACUUCAGGAGGUGUAGGAUCUUGUUUUUCCUCAGCAAACAUUCUGCUCACAUUCACAAACUGUACUCAUGUUCUUCAUAUUCUUCCAUAAACUGUCCACUUUCUGCUACAACAUUUAACUCUGAGUAAAUCUAAAAUAAAAAAUUCAAGUCAAUCAAAAGGCAGUAUUUAAAUAUUGUUCAGGGUUCUACAAUAUUGAGUGGCCAUAUCAUGAGAAAUUCCAGUGGCAUCUUAUGAUUAGAUCUUAUGAGUCCUUUUAUUACGACAUUAGCACAGGUGUAAGAUGGGAGUUUUCAUCACUCAAACCUGUAACCGCGUCUAUGUUUGACAUCAGACACAGGUAGAUGUUCCGUUAAAUUUAAGGAUGUGUGAAUCCUGUUGGUUUCCUUUUGCUUCUUUCACCCUCCAAACUGGUUUUUGAUUAGUGGCAUUUUAUUUUUGUGGUUUAAUGGUGAUACUUUAUUUCACAGUGGAUAAUUAAGAUACUUGUCAUAUUUUCUUUUUGCCUCUCUGGGUGAAAUUGUUUUAUGAUGGUGAAACAUCAAUACUUGAAAGUGUGAAACUACUGAAUCUGUUUGGAUGCCGAUUGGCUGUGGGAGAAUUUUUAGUAGUGCACUAGAUUUUUUUUUUUUUUUUUUUCUCAUUUGUAGAUAUGUCUCAAAUUGUUUAUUUCUAGUUAAUUGUUUUAUCUAUUCUUUUAUUUGUAUUGUGUCUGUACAUUUAUUAUUCUGUUAUUAUUAUUAUUUUUGGUGUACUCUCACCAGGCAGAGCCCCGUGUGGCUCUAUGUUGAACCAGUGUACAUGGAGGUAUGCACUAGUGAUACAGUAUUUUCCUGUUAGACUUACUUGAACACGAUGUGGUUGUCUUUUGCUUGUGAUUCCUCUGUGGUUUGCAGUAUGCCUGCAGUAAACUGUGGUUAAACUGAGUGCCCCUGUGUUCACUGGAGGUUUCUCCUCUUCUUCUUGCACUGGCUCGUUCCAGACGCCUUUUUGUUUGUUUGUUUGUUUGUUUGUUUGUUUGUUUUGCUGUAUAGGCUACAACUGCUGAUGCAAUGAGCUGCCAGAAAUGUUUUUAAUAUUGAAUAGCUGAAUAAAAAUCUAUGAUGGUACGAUGUAAACUCAA